CAUAAAAAGGUCAACACACAAGUGUUAGGUUUAAUUAAUUUGAAAGCAAAAGUAGGUGCGUCGUACUCGUUAUCGUAACUCGUAACGUAUUUAGUGCCCUACGAGUUACGAGUUUACGACCCUCACGUGUGAUUGUUAAUAACUUGUUAUGGUGGUGUGAAGGUUGGUUGGUGUACAGUGCUAGUUCAGUCCGAAGUUGUAGCGAGUGGCGCACGCUGGCGGCUGGCCGCUGGCGGUGCGGACUGCGGGCCGCGAAUAGUACGAGCGGAUAUUUCGGCGAGAAUGCCGCGUCCCUGAUCGCGUUUAGUUUUGAUUUAGUUGUGGUGUUAGUGCGAGUGUAGUGCGAGUAGCUAGUUGCGACUGUGCGAUGGUGUGCGGGAGCUGUGCGCUCUGCGAACGGCUGUUCUGCCGACCCGCGCCGAAGGUGGUGGAAGAAAAUGUCCAGCUGGCGGAGUCGCUGGAGGUGCGGUUCACGCAGGCGCUGGAGGAGCCGCUCGGCAUCGGCUCCCACAUCGUGUGCACCGGCACGCCCAGCGCCGACCUGCCCUGGUUCUCGAUAAACCUGUGCUGCGGUGAAGAGGGCAGCGAGGGGGGUGAGGAGGGCGACGUGGCGGUGCACUUCAACGUGCGCGUGCCGCAGCAGUACGUCGUGCGGAACACGCGGCGGCGUGCGCGGUGGGGGCCCGAGGAGACCACCGCCUACAGAUUGUUCCCCUUCAAAGUGGACCGGCCGUUCACGCUGGAGAUUCUAGUAGACGAGAAGGAGACGCUGUGGGCGGUGGACGGCGCGCACUACUGCAGCUACGCGCACCGUACGCCCAGCGUGUUCGCGGCGCGUGCCGUGCGUGUCAGCGGCGUGCGCGACGCCACGCUCAACGUGCGCAAAUGUGACGCUUACCCCAUGUUGGCGUCGCCGCCGCCGGAGGUGCCGCUUCGCAGCAGCGUAUCGGAGGUGGGCAUGGCGGGGGAGGGGGCGGAUGGGGCGGAGGGGGCGUGGCGGGCGAACAUCAUCGCGACGCUGCCGGACGGCGUGCCCGACGGACACCAGCUGGUCGUAGAGGGCAGGAUUCGCGGUCUCCUCCACUCCAUAACUCUGGACCUGCUGGACGAGGCGCGCGAGUGGCCGCGGCCGCAGCUCGUGCUGCACGCGGCGGUGCGCGCGUACGACCGCCCGCAGCUGGCGGCGCAGCUCGUCGUGCUCAACGCCUGGCUCGGCGCCUGGGGGACCGAGCGCCGCCAGCGCACCGCCAGACUCGUGCCCGGACAGGUGGUGACUUUGCGCGUGAUGCGUACGGCGGAGGGGUGGUCGCUAUACUGCGACGACGCGCUGCUGGGCGAGAUGGAGGCGCGCGCGGCGCUGCAGCCGCGGGCCGUGCGCCUGCGCGGCGACCUCACGCCCACGCGCCUCGUGGUCACGCCCGCGCCCGACGUGGGCGGGCCCACAACGCCGGUUACGCCCACGUAGAGCGGCUUCGAGCUCGAUCGCGUCGCGGUCACACCCGCGCCUGCCUCGCGCCGCUCCGCGCCCGAGUAGAGCACGCUUCUUGUGCGAUCGGGUCGCGAUCACGUAGCGUCCGAUGCUUCAACUGAUGACCUCAUAUAAAAGAAGUAUAACGACGCGACGCAAUAAUUUUGAAAUUGAAGAAACGAAGUACGUAAAUAAUAAGGGUUCGUGGUAUGAGAAUUGGGCUCUUGCAUUUUAAUCGUAAAUGUAUUCAAAAGAUUAUAAAACUGCCAUAAUCUCGACAAUUUGGAAGACGAUACAUGUUUAUGUUAGAUAUAAUGACUAUAGGUAAAAAUAUUACGUUUCCGAAAAUUAAUUUCCGUCAUGAUAAUAUAGAUAGUUUUUGGAAACGUUAUACUUAUUGUAGGUUUAUGACAUAAUUAUAUUAAUGUUUUUUUAUAAUUUUACUUAUAUUGUUGCAUUGAUAGAUUUAUACGAUGUGAGGUGAAUAUUUAUGAGAUAAUAAUGUAGUGGUCCUCAGGUAUUGGGAAUAUUAAAAAAAAUAUCUAGUCUUUCUGAAACUGUUGCUGAUGAUUUGCAUAAUAUAGUGUGUACAGUACCGCACGGAUCCUUUGACGCGUGGUCAAAAUUCGAACGUAAUGUAUAGUCUGUCAAAAAAGUGAAGCAAUUAAAA
Aricia agestis (brown argus) is the source of this 2138-nucleotide messenger RNA. Its product is annotated as galectin-4-like. Lineage: Eukaryota; Metazoa; Arthropoda; Insecta; Lepidoptera; Lycaenidae. The coding region runs from base 368 to 1465 and encodes 365 amino acids. The transcript is spliced from 7 exons. The record is from RefSeq and is a predicted model, not a curated record. Gene Ontology annotation, molecular function: carbohydrate binding; galactoside binding.